UCACGUGACUCAAGUCUUGUGACAGCGAGCGCGAGCAGGAAAAAACCGUCUUGUUGAGUUUGAUGAGGAGUUUCACUCUCAACUAACGCACAUUUCUCUCUUACAAACGAGAGGAAUCAAGUAGAAGUUGCGAUGGCGCAUCUUUAGAACAUAUAAACGUGUUACUAACUGUUUAUUUACCUAACACUGUGAGCGCGGGAGUUGUCGCAUGGAGAGCGCGCAGCAGAACUUUGUUUUGGUUUGUGUUUGAACUCCAGUGAUCGUCCACGCCACAGAACCUCGAGAGGAUUUCAGGUCCGUUUGGUGAACAGGACGCCUCGGAUCAGACAGUAUGGAUAGUAAACCUCUCCUCCAGGACAGACCUCCAGCGUACAACGCAGUCCCGGGCGCGUAUGACUACGGCUCGAUCCCCGCGGCCGCUCCACCCGCGGCGGGCUUCCAACCUUCAGCAGCGCCGCCCUAUCAAGGCUAUCCAGCGGCUACUUCCGGUUAUCCAUCGGUCCCCGGACAGCCUGCUGCCGUAGCCGCCCAGCCAGCCUACACCAGCACCUACACCAUAGUCCAGCCUUCUGUUGUGGUGGUGGGAGGAUGUCCGGCCUGCAGGGUUGGCGUGCUGGAGGAUGAUUUCACCUGUCUGGGAAUCAUGUGUGCCAUAUUCUUCUUUCCUCUGGGAAUUCUCUUCUGCCUGGCACUGCGUCAGAGGAGGUGUCCAAACUGUGGAGCCACAUUCGGCUAGAGGGACCGAAACCCAUCACUGAAUUUUUAGCUCUGUUUUAAGCAUCAGCAUUGUAAUCACAAUAGUAAGCAGCCACAAACUCUGUUUUCUUCAGGAAGAUGUUUCUUUAGUUUUUACAUGCCUUGCAAGCACUGAUUCCCCCUCCCCUCUUGUUAUGUACAAUCUUAAAGUCCUCCAGUCAUCUAAUCACUAGUGCCUUUACCAUAAACGGAAUGAGCCUGGACUCACUAAGGGGUAAUUCACAGGCAGACAUGCACCGACUCACUCAAGUAACAUUGUAUGUAUUGUAUAAAAGAAACGCAGACAAUUUCCUAACUUGAUUUUGAAUUGCAUCACAAUGUUUUAUUGGUUUUGUGUUUAAUAUCGUCUAAAUGGAGAUUUUAAUUGUAUUGGGAUAGAAAUUCACAUGACCAUUUAUCCACCCUGUUUUUUUUUUGUUUUUUUGUUUUUUUUUUAUAUAUAUAGAUUACAACAUACUUUCUAGCCCUCUGUCAAUCACGUCUUCGAGAUCCAAACACUUGUACCGCAUUUGUCUUUUUGUGUGCGUGUUAUUUCAAUACACACUGAGGUAUUUGUAUAUCUUGCAUUUCUGAAUCUGUUAGACAUUUUCUUUAAAUGACGUCUGAUAUUUUGGGGGCCAUGUUUUUCUUGUACUGCACUGAUAAUCAUUGUUUUAUCUGCUGGGCUCUUUUGAAAUUGUCUUUGAGUGUGUAAAUGUGCAGUUGUUUCACUCAAGGUCCUUGGCUAUCUCUGAGUUAAAAUAAAACCUGCAAUAAUCAAGGGAAGUUGGUGCCUAGAAAAUGUCACCUAAGGACAGGUACUGUAGAGUUACUCUUUGACAAUCAGUCUCGGGCUUGUCCAGUGUGAUCCAAUUCAUAAUGUAGGUUAGGGUCAUAGUGUCAUUGCCACAUUUAUUUUAUUAUGUACAUGUUUUUGGUGUGCUAUACAACACUAUGCACGCUAUCAUGAUGGGUUCUAACUUUUUCUUUUUUUUAAAGAGAUUGUAAAUAAAUUCUACAAGUGUU
Messenger RNA from Myxocyprinus asiaticus (Chinese sucker), 1761 nucleotides. RefSeq names its product brain protein I3-like. The transcript has 3 exons. Bases 332 to 736 code for a protein of 134 amino acids. The record is from RefSeq and is a predicted model, not a curated record. Lineage: Eukaryota; Metazoa; Chordata; Actinopteri; Cypriniformes; Catostomidae.